Molecule: messenger RNA, 3751 nt
Organism: Condylura cristata (star-nosed mole)
Lineage: Eukaryota; Metazoa; Chordata; Mammalia; Eulipotyphla; Talpidae
Gene: TENT4B
Product: PAP associated domain containing 5
Exons: 11
Coding region: 30-1358 (442 amino acids)
Biological process (GO): RNA 3'-end processing
Cellular component (GO): nucleolus; TRAMP complex
Molecular function (GO): mRNA binding; poly(A) RNA polymerase activity
Source: RefSeq, a predicted model, not a curated record
AUGAAGAAAUCAGUGAUUUUUAUGAAUACAUGUCUCCAAGACCGGAGGAGGAGAAAAUGCGGAUGGAGGUGGUGAAUAGGAUCGAGAGCGUGAUCAAGGAGCUCUGGCCCAGCGCUGAUGUCCAGAUAUUUGGAAGUUUUAAAACUGGCCUGUAUUUACCUACUAGUGACAUCGACCUUGUGGUGUUUGGGAAGUGGGAGAACCUACCCCUCUGGACCUUGGAAGAAGCUCUUCGGAAACAUAAAGUUGCAGAUGAGGAUUCAGUGAAAGUUCUAGACAAAGCAACCGUACCCAUUAUUAAAUUAACAGAUUCUUUUACUGAAGUGAAAGUUGAUAUCAGCUUUAAUGUACAGAAUGGUGUGAGAGCAGCUGACCUCAUCAAAGAUUUUACCAAGAAAUAUCCUGUAUUACCAUAUUUGGUUUUAGUAUUGAAACAAUUCUUACUACAGAGGGACCUUAAUGAAGUAUUUACAGGUGGAAUUGGUUCUUAUAGUCUCUUUUUAAUGGCAGUCAGUUUCCUUCAGUUACAUCCCAGGGAAGAUGCUUGCAUCCCCAAUACAAACUAUGGUGUUCUCUUAAUAGAAUUUUUUGAAUUAUAUGGAAGACAUUUCAAUUAUUUAAAGACUGGCAUCCGGAUAAAGGAUGGUGGUUCCUAUGUGGCCAAAGAUGAAGUACAGAAAAACAUGCUGGAUGGCUACAGGCCAUCGAUGCUUUACAUCGAAGAUCCUUUACAACCAGGCAAUGACGUUGGAAGGAGUUCCUACGGGGCCAUGCAGGUGAAGCAGGCCUUCGAUUAUGCCUACGUUGUUUUGAGUCAUGCUGUGUCGCCAAUAGCCAAGUACUAUCCCAACAAUGAAACAGAGAGCAUAUUAGGUAGAAUAAUUAGAGUAACGGACGAAGUUGCCACGUAUAGAGAUUGGAUAUCAAAACAGUGGGGCUUGCAGAGCAGACCUGAGCCCUCAUGCAAUGGUCCAGUGUCUUCCUCCUCUGCCACACAGUCCAGCUCUAGCGAUGUCGAUUCCGAUGCGACACCAUGCAAAACCCCGAAACAGCUGCUUUGCCGUCCAUCUACUGGGAACCGAGUGGGGUCACAAGAUGUGUCCUUGGAGUCAUCUCAGGCAGUUGGGAAAAUGCAGAGCACCCAAACCACUAACACAUCCAAUAGCACCAACAAAUCUCAGCAUGGAUCAGCAAGGCUCUUCCGUUCUUCCAGCAAAGGCUUCCAAGGUACAACUCAAACAAGCCAUGGUUCCUUGAUGACAAACAAACAGCAUCAAGGCAGAUCAAGUAAUCAGUAUCACCAUGGCAAAAAGAGGAAACACAAGAGGGACGGCCCCCUCUCAGACCUCUGCAGAUAGUCGGCGUCGCGCUGGGCUGUCUUCUGUGUGCAGUGAUCUCAUGCUCAGGACAGUCGCAUAGGGACUCCUGGGACACAUCCGGAGCCUUACACUGUUCAGACAUUGAUUUAGCAACUGCGUUUUUUCCCAGCUCGCCACGGAAUGGAUCAUGAAGACUGACAACUGCAAAAACAAAAAGCAAGCAAAAAAGGGGGAAAAAAAAAGGCUGCUCAUUUGAUAAGUCAUACAUAUGCCUCAACAGGGUCAUUUUAAGAUUUAAAGCUUGAAUGUAAAAUAAUUAUAUUUCUCAUUGGCUUUAUGCAGAGUUAUAGAGAAAUAGUAUUCAGUGUGGAUAGGAUGAUAGAAACAAAAGUAAUUUCAGAGGAUGGGGUGGGAAGGAAAACCAAGGUAUCUUAUAGGAAGCCCAGAUUCCAAGGGGGAAAGUGAUCUGUGCAUGUUUUUUUUUUUUUUUAAUAUUUUUGCAUAUAUUUACCAUUUUAUUGUGUGUAUAUAUAGAAGAGCAUAUAGGAAAUUGAUAUUUGUAAUAGUGGAUUUGUUAAUACUUUUUACAUAACAUUACUGUUUAAAUUGUAAACAGAUUUUUCUCAGGAUUAGUUUAAACAAAACUGAAUUGUCAUCUUAACAUCCAUAUGUAGGGAAGUGAUUAGUUCUAUUACUCAGUUUGUUUUCCUCAGCAUAGAACCCUUGUGACCUGCUGCAAAAAUUUUUCCUCUCUAAAGAAAAGGUUUAUGGUGGCAAAUGACGUUUAUUUUAUUUUGUAAAAAAAAAAAAUGUACGAUGUACUUUUGUGUAAACACUGAAAAACACGUAGUCAUCUCUAAGAAUGAACGUGCAACUGUUCUCUCUAGUGCUGUCGUCUUGGGCGGUGACACGGCUCUGUGUUUCCUUCGCAGUCCCCCGCCCCGGUAGGGAAGAGGCCCCGCGUCUGGCCCCACUCCCGGGGCGGUGACGCCUCGAGUCCCCAGACUUUGCAUGCUGCUCCUCUCACCCUGUGCUGCGUGUGCUGGCUCCUCAUCUUCUGUUCUUUUUUAAAUUCACGCUUAACUCCUUGCGGGAGAGAACUGUAAACAGCUUUAAUUAAAUCACACUUAUAAAAAACUAUUUUCUUAUACUCCACUUUAUGCUUUUGGUAUUGUUGAUCUUUAAAAAUUAAAUGGUCUUUGAUAAUGGAUCUAUUUUGUAUUGCCUUAUUAAGACCAAAUACUUCUUGUCAUCCCAUUCUUUAUCCUUUCCUUUCAUGGAAUUGUUAUCUUUAAUUAAAACUUUUUUAAACAUUGACUUGUUUCAAUCAUACUGUAAAUUUUGGUUGUGGUCAGCUUUGAGUGCAAAUGAGCUGUAUAAUUUUGUUAUUCAUCACAUGUUGAGUUUGAAACUCACCUGGGAAUAUUUAAUCGAAUAGAAUGUAAGUGACAUUUCUGAAAAUGCUUUCUUCCAAAGUGAAAGCUCUUAUGUUUAGCAUCAGUGUGUGUGGCUCUGUUAAAUACAGCCAUUUCGGAGAUGAGAUUCUUUUAUAUAUAUACAUAUAAAGUACUAUUGGCUUUUAGGAAUUUCUUUUAUAUACAUUUAUGAAAUACUGAAGACCAAUCAGACCAUAAUGGACACUUAGUGCAACUUUUUAUAAAGAAAAUAAUGCUAAAGUAAGACCAAAACUGAUGUCAUCACUGAAAUCAACAAUUUUCAAUGUGUUCGUAUUUUAAUUCACAAUGGAAAAAUGUGUUCCAAAACUGGAAACUCAUAAUACUUGUGUAAAUGGUGGACGAUUUUAAAUGUGAUAUUAUUUUGACAAUGUUUUAAAUUUUAGAGUCACAUUUUAUUCUGAUCAGAAUUUUUAUCAAGAUGUUGAGCUUUUGUUUUUUGAAACUAGUUUGUCAUAACAUAUUGUGCAUAAUCACAGUAUUUAUUUUCUAGGACUAUUGUGAAUGUGUAGACUUAUGUUUACUGCUAUGGGAACAAUUAUUUAUAAAAUAAUAUUAAAUCCAGUAUUAGCUGCCUACUUCAGACACUUAAUACUUGCCGAGAUCCAUGUUACAUUAACCACACUGAAGUUUUUUUUUUAAAGAAUCACCCUCAUUGUUGAAAGUAAAUGUACUCUUAGGGUGCGGAUAUUAGUGUUCCAAUAAGCAUGUGAUUAUAUUAAGGUGGUGGUAGCGGGAAGAUAAUCUUGAUUCCAUUGGGAAUCUUAGGUUUUCGUAAAUUUAUUGGGAAAAUAGUUUUUCCUGUACUGCUGAAGUUUCUUUUUGGUAAACAGUAUCUUUCUAAAAGAAAAAGCAUGAAGGAGAAAAUUGAGGUGUGUACAUUUCCUCAAAUUACCAGCAUUGUAUUCGUGAAUACUGUGUAUCUUGCAAUGAACAGUGUGGAAGCUGUUCAUUUUUCAAUCUGAAGUAAAAUACUUU